AUGCUCUCAGCUCGACCCGCUUCUCUGGCGUUGAGCCUCCCUGUGGAGAUUGCGAGUGCAUACACAAGCUUCAGCACCGAUGAAGGUGUCCGUUCUCCGCGCACUCCAACUUACCUGCCACAAUCUCCGUCGACUGCCAGACUGCCAGCUUUUGAUCACACCAAAAUCCUGGAGGACAGCUCUACAGCACUUCCAAAAACUCAGACCACCCCCGUGGAUCUGCCCCCGACUCCCGAUCAGCCGCUAGCAUGGAUCUGGGUCUGCCACCUCUGCCACUCUCGUUAUCCGCUUGGCGUCACCCGCCGCUGCCUCGUCGACGGCCACUAUUACUGCUCCGGGGAAGCCAACCAACAAAACCUGCGCAAGAAGAAGAAACGACAGAGCUGUUCCAGCGAAUUCGACUACGUUGCCUGGCGCGAAUGGGGGGACUGGAAGAGGAAGGCGCUCAAGCUACUCAUGAACCCGAGAGUGGCGCGUGGGUGUGAGAACUGUGUCUUCCCCAGCCAGUGUCGAUACCCCGCUGAAGAUGAAAAGAAGGACCAGGUGUCCGUAGAAAGGUCGGCUAAAGCAACUGGAGAAGCUGCUACAUCGGUUCAAAUAACACCUGAGAUUGGAGCCGACGCAUUAGAGUCAAAGGAUGACGCGAAGAGGUCCCGCUCCACGUCCUCGUCCAACGAGAACGUCAGCUUCGAACAGAUCUUGGGCAACAUUUUCCCCGAGGAGAAGUCCAUCAAUAUCGACCCCUGCAGAAAAGUGACUUUCAAGAAGAAGACGCAGGGGAAACGCAAAAACUCGCAGAAGCACAACUUUGCGUCCUCGACCGAACGAGAGAUGGCCAGGGAGGCCGAGCAUGUGAAACAGCUGGUUGGCGUGGACUUGUGGAAUAAUCUCGAGGACAUUGACCUGGGGAACUUGAAGGCCAAGCUUGAUUGA
Exophiala aquamarina CBS 119918 is the source of this 933-nucleotide messenger RNA. RefSeq lists its product as uncharacterized. The record is from RefSeq and is a predicted model, not a curated record. The transcript has a single exon. Bases 1 to 933 code for a protein of 310 amino acids. NCBI's taxonomy places the organism in Eukaryota, Fungi, Ascomycota, Eurotiomycetes, Chaetothyriales, Herpotrichiellaceae.